CACUGGCUGUCAGUCACAGCAGAUCCUUCAUGAACUCACUGAGCUGCAGACAGCAGGACAGAAACUGGACACGUCAGUCAUUAAUGCAGAUUGUUGUAAUGAUGUUAUCAUUUUUAGAAACAGUUUCUGCUCCACAGCAGAAUAAGAAGAAGGUUAUUUACAAUGAUUCCUAGAUAAGUAAAGAGAUACACUUGAUGCUCCAUGACCACCAAACUAUACAUGUAAAUAAAUAUUAAUCUGUUGUUUUCAUGUUUAGGAGCCCUGCAGGAUCAGACUCUCCUUUAUCUGCACAUAGCAACAGGUCAGCAGACAUCAACCUGGACUUUAAUAAUCAGCGUCCAACUCCAUUUGAGAGUUUUAGAAGGACCUAUGAGGAGCUCCUCCAACGCCAGCAGGAGAUCAUGCGCCAGCAGGAGGCUCAACGCCAGCAGGAGGUUCAACUACGCCAGCAGGAGGUUCUUCUACGCCAGCAGGAGGUUCAACUCCAGCAGGAGGUUCAACGCCAGCACGAGGCUCAACGCCAGCAGGAGGUUCAACUACGCCAGCAGGAGGUUCAACUACGCCAGCAGGAGGUUCAACUACGGCAGCAGGAGGUUCAACUACGGCAGCAGGAGGUUCAAUACCAGCAUAAGGUUCAACGCCAGCAGGAGGUUCAACGCCAGCAGGAGGUUCAACGCCAGCAGGAGGUGAUACGCCACCAGAAGGAUCUCCUACGCCAGCAGGUGAUCCAGUUGCAGGCCAAGCGAAAGGCCAAGCAGGAGACCGAGAGGGAGCUCAAGUUUAAACGUCUUAAAGAUCAACAACAUUUGAAGUCUGGAAACAAUAAUUCACACAAAUCAGAAAGGAAACCUCCAGAAUUGAUUUAUUCAUUAUCUGAGGUUGAGUUGUCGGACCUCAGCUGCUCACUGUUCGAGGAUGAACCGACCCUACCAGGAUUGGUCUCUUCUUCGUCAUCUGAGGUCGAGUCGUCGGAUCCAUCUGAGGACAAGGACAAACAAAACGAUCAAAAGUGAACAGAAGACCUUCACUCUGCAGCUGCAGCCAGCAGAUCCAGGAUCAGGCUAACACUAAAACCUCCAACACCAACCAGUAGACCCAGCAUUAGACCAACCCACCAGGUUCUGUUUCUAUUCGGACACCAGAACUCAACACCAGAGCAGCCAGCCUGCUCCAGGCUAGGCUAACAGCUGGUUUUGAUGCUAUUUUCUCAUUAUCAUUAGUAAAUUGCAUCUAUUUAUUGUAUGAGAUACAAUUAUUAGCCAUAAUUAUAAUAAUUAGUCUUAAUUGUAUCUCGUACGUUUUAAUGGAUACUUCUCUUGCAAAGAUAUUUCUGGUGUUAACUUCCAGUAACAAUAAAAUUAUUUCUGUUUUUCAUCAGCAGAUCAUUUCUGAACCCGUUAUUGUUUAUUACGAUAUCUACCUGCUCAGCAUUAACUGGGAGGAGGUUUGGUUUCUCCUUUCAUAAUCACAGAUUUCACUUGUUUACAAAUAGUUUUCUGGAUUAACUGCAUUAUCUGCUUUUAUAUUAUACGUUUUUAUUUUGAUCAACUUGUUUGAUUGGUCAUACUGAAAUUUAUUUUCCAAAAUAUGUUUUCUGCUCCUGAAUAUAACUGAACUCUCCAUUGUUUAUUAUCUUCUGUACUUGGUAUAAAUCUGAUGUUUCAACUCUCUGGUGUCAUAAACAGAAGAUUAAUAAACAAUGAUUUUCACCUGGAAACGCUUGGAUAUUUUUUUUCCAUAACUAAAAGUUAUGAACAGAAUAAGUUCUCUUCUUUACAUCUGAUUGAACUGUAUUUCCUGUCUGGAUGGAGAAAACGCUGCAGGUUGAUGUUGGACAGAGAUCCAAUGAAACGUUUUGAUUUGAAGAGGAAGAUCUCUGCAGGUCUUCCUCACCUGGAUCCAGGAGCAGCAGCUUCUCACACUCUGCUUCAAC
Molecule: messenger RNA, 1933 nt
Organism: Poecilia reticulata (guppy)
Lineage: Eukaryota; Metazoa; Chordata; Actinopteri; Cyprinodontiformes; Poeciliidae
Source: RefSeq, a predicted model, not a curated record